CUAUAUUUGUAGGUCAUGGCCUCAUUUGCUGUGGUAUUCUCACACUUUGCAAUUCUUUUGCUGUCUGUUUUGCCUUUGGGGAGUUCACUGAGCUUAGACUACUACGAGAAGACAUGUCCAGGUGUUGACUUCAUCGUUAAUAAAGCUGUCAGGAGUGCAGCUUACAAAGACAAGACUGUCCCUGCGGGACUCCUCCGGAUGCACUUUCAUGACUGUUUUAUAAGGGGCUGUGAUGCAUCUGUACUGCUGAAUUCAGUAGGUAACAACAAAGCUGAGAAAGAUGGGCCUCCUAAUUUAUCUUUGCACUCGUUUUUCGUGAUCGACAACGCAAAGAAAGAACUGGAAUCCUAUUGCCCCGGUGUUGUCUCUUGCGCUGAUAUUGUGGCUCUAGCUGCAAGGGAUGCAGUUGUGCUUUCUGGAGGCCCAACAUGGGAUGUUCCCAAAGGGAGAAAGGAUGGAAGGAUAUCAAAGGCUAGUGAAACAAUACAAUUGCCAUCUCCAAGGUUCAACAUUUCUCAGCUGCAACAAAGCUUCUCCCAAAGGGGAUUAUCCUUGGACGACCUAGUGGCUCUUUCAGGAGCACACACCUUGGGAUUUGCUCAUUGCUCAUCCUUUGAAGGUAGAAUUCGCAACUUCUGUCCAGCCAGCAACGUCGACCCUGAGAUGAAUCCGUCCUUUGCAGCAAGUCUAAGAAACACAUGCCCAGUAAACAACAAGGCUAAAAGUGCUGGUGCUUACAUGGAUACUUCAUCAACCACAUUUGACAACAAUUAUUAUAGGCUGAUACUCCAAAAGAAGGCCCUGUUUUCUUCUGACCAAGCUCUGCUAAACUUUCCUAAGACCAAGAAUCUUGUUUAUAAGUUUGCAAGUUCAAAGGAAGCUUUUAACCGUGCAUUUGUUAAUUCUAUGAUCAAGAUGAGUAGCAUCACUGGAGGUCAAGAGAUCAGGAAGAAUUGUAGGGCAGUGAACUAAGAGCUACUCCUAAUAGCUGUGUGUGUUUUGUUUGCGGGAGUAAAGUACCCAUAGCUAGCUUGUAUUCAGUACUGUUGAAAUCACGGUACAAAUGUGUUCUCAUAUAUUUCCACUAAUGGAAUGCCUUUAUUUUUGCCUUUA
Messenger RNA from Cucurbita pepo subsp. pepo (vegetable marrow), 1113 nucleotides. RefSeq names its product peroxidase 64-like. The record is from RefSeq and is a predicted model, not a curated record. Lineage: Eukaryota; Viridiplantae; Streptophyta; Magnoliopsida; Cucurbitales; Cucurbitaceae. Gene Ontology annotation, biological process: response to oxidative stress; hydrogen peroxide catabolic process. Gene Ontology annotation, molecular function: peroxidase activity; heme binding.